Vitis riparia (riverbank grape) is the source of this 879-nucleotide messenger RNA. RefSeq names its product cysteine-rich repeat secretory protein 38-like. NCBI's taxonomy places the organism in Eukaryota, Viridiplantae, Streptophyta, Magnoliopsida, Vitales, Vitaceae. The coding region runs from base 1 to 879 and encodes 292 amino acids. The transcript is spliced from 2 exons. The record is from RefSeq and is a predicted model, not a curated record.
AUGGGUUUCGAUUUGUUUAGCACCAGAGCCUUUCUAUUGUUCUUGAUCUCAAUCUUUAGCCUUUUCGUCUUCGCCAAUGGGCAAUCACCCCUCUACCACAUUUGUGGCACUGAGACACCCGAUGGGGAUUACAAAACUGAUCUCACUUCCCUCUUGGAUUCUCUAUCUUCUAAAGCUUCCACCUACACCUUCUACAAUGAUACCUUGAACCAAAUCUACGGCCUCUAUCUAUGCAGAGGCGAUGUUAACGCUACUACCUGCCAGAGUUGUGUGAAAACUGCAGGCCAAGAAAUCCAGGAGCAGUGCCAGAAUAAUAAAACAGCUAUCAUAUGGUAUGAUGAAUGCAUGUUACGUUACUCUAAUGAAGACUUCAUUGGAACUAUGAGCACUUCUCCAUGGUUCAUAAUGUACAAUGUGAAGAACAAAACUGAUUCCGGUGAAAGGGAUGUGGGCGCUCUAUCUUUGAUGUAUAAGCUGGUGUCAGAAGCUCCAGAUUCGGAAGACAUGGUUUCCAUAAAAAACGAGACGUCCGUAAAUAACGCGUCUCUGAUGUUAUAUGGUCUAGCGCAGUGUACAAGAGAUAUCAGCGAUGCUUCAUGCAGUAGCUGUUUAGUGGAGCUGUCUUCGGAGAUUGACAAGUGUUGCCAAGAGAAGGUAGGAUGGCGUGUUCUGGGUCCAAAUUGCAAUAUAAGGUAUGAACGGUACCUCUUCUAUGAUGAAGUCUCUGCCGAUCCACCCGCACCUGCGCCUGCUCCCGAUAACCCAGAGGUGGUUGGUGGGGAAUCUGGGAUUGGAAUAAAUGGUGAUUGGUAUGCACGUGGGUUCGAGUUUAUCCAAAUUAGACAUUGGGAGCUGACCCUGACUAGGAGCAAGGUCUGA